AUGGUUUCGCUUCUCAACGCUUUAUUAUCAUACAGAAACAUGGCUGCCAGAACAAAAUCGUCUACUACUGGUAAAACAGCGAGUCUUCAGAAAACUAAGCCGAAUGAAAAAAACAAUCGAAAUCAAGACUCAAAUAAUAAAUCGGAUAAUGCUUAUCCCAUGCAGACAUACGAUUUCAAUAAUUUCAAACAGAAUUUUCAUCAACUGUUUGAACUUGUAAGGAAAGAUGGUGUCGUUUUCGAAUGUGAUGCAGAAGCGCCUUCACCCUCAAAAGAUUAUGGCCAGUUGCAAAUUACCACGGAUAAGGUGAUUUUACGUUGGUGGAAAAUAACGUUACGAAAUAUUGAAGGUGCAAUGUAUCCUGGUGAAAUAAAAGAUUCUUAUGAAGAUUUUUAUCAUGAUGAAAUUGCACAAAGAGAAAUAUUGCGUAUAUUCGGUAAAGUAAUAUUAGACUACUGUUUAAAACUCGUCACAGGCCAAAUUGAUUGGAUCAACAGAAUACCAGAAGAAAUAAAAAUUCGUAUUCUAUCAUUUGUUAAUCUUGAAGAUAUACCACAAAUUUCACUUGUAUCAAAAUCAUUUCGUGUAUUAUGUCGUAACAAUGAUUUAUGGAAAGCAUUUUACAUUCGUUAUUAUGAUCAACAAAGCAUUUCGCGUAAUUUAAUCAGUUUAGCAGAAAAACGAGGUUGGAGACAUGUUUUUUUCACGAAUCGUCUUAAGUUACAAAUGCAAAUAAGACGAGAAUCACAACGUUUACCAAUGGCUAUUCAAGAUGAUACAACACAAUUAGAACGACGUCGAACAUCAACAAAUACUCGUAAACAAUCAUCGAAUAGUUUGAUGAAAUUGAAUGUUGAACAACAGCCAAGCCCUCCACCACCACGUGAUUACAUCAAUCCAUCUAUUCGACGUCAUUCAUUUACAAUAAAAAAAGAAGGAAAUAUUUCUCAACGGGACAGUUUCGAAGAAUCAAUAACAUCGCCAAGGUCAACUCGAUCUUCGCACUUUGCUGGUGCAGAUGAUGAUUAUUAUCGAAUGUCACCGAUGAGAAAUCAGACACCUUCGCCUACUCUCUCAACAAGAUCAAUGGCUGGAAGUGUGGCAUCGAGAGGAUCGCAAUUAGAACCAGUACAUCCGAAACAAGAGCGAACGAAACGAUAA
This is a messenger RNA of Didymodactylos carnosus, 1161 nucleotides long. Lineage: Eukaryota; Metazoa; Rotifera; Eurotatoria; Philodinida; Philodinidae. The record is from the annotation of a GenBank genome assembly.